This is a messenger RNA of Symbiodinium sp. CCMP2456, 678 nucleotides long. The record is from the annotation of a GenBank genome assembly. NCBI's taxonomy places the organism in Eukaryota, Dinophyceae, Suessiales, Symbiodiniaceae.
GAGGAGCCAUCGGCACGAAGCGAGAGUCCAGCAAGGGAGCAGACACGGAGCGAGCUUGCUUCGGAGGCCUUUGGCCACGACAGCAUCCGCAAGGCCUACGAGGAUUUGGGUGCAGAAGCGUUCUAUGCUGCCAAGGGCGCAUCGUACGUGAAUCCGCACAGCGAAGUUCUGAACGAGGCCUUUGCCUGCGCACUCGAUGCCUGGUCAGACCAGGGACAGAUCUCAGGCUUGCGAUCGCUGGAUUCGGUCUUGGACCUGGCUUGCGGCAGUGGCGAGGCCACCGCUGCUCUGGAGAAAUGGCUCCAGAGUCGAGGAGCCAACGCUCCCUCUCGCAUGGAGGCUAGUGAUCCCUACACCUUCGAAGCUUUCGAACGACGAUAUCCUGGAAGAGCAUGCUUCCGGUGGACUUUCGAAGAGAUUGCGGGCGGCUGUCUCGAGUCGGCCAAGUACGAUCUCGUGAUCUGCAGCUUCGCUCUGCACCUGUUGGAUCGGUCGUGGCUUGCGGUGACGUUGCAAGCCCUGGCACGGCAGGCUCGGCAUCUGGUGGUGGCGACGCCGCACAAGAGGCCGAUUAUCGAUGCUCAGAUGGGCUGGAACCUUUGCGACGAGAUCCUUCACGAGCGCGUCCGUCUGCGGCUUUACUGCUCGUUGCUUCUGGAAGAGCUCACCGAGACCUAG